CCUGGCCACACAUGGGGGCUCUGAGCAGUGAAGGGUGGGUGACCCGCUCCUUCCAAGCUCCUUGGCGAGGCAGCUGCAGCUAGGGUCAGCCCUCGCCCACCGAGCCCUUGCUCCCUCAGGCCCGCUGGCCCUCCUGGGCACUGGGCACCGCAGGCUCUCUGAGCCUUGACUUCGUGAGGCAUCCUUCCAUCUGUGAGGCAGGAUGGAAGGGCUGUCCCAUGGCAGAGAGUGGCCCCUCUUGUUUAGUGGCUCUGCUCCAUGUCUGAAGUCCCCAGCAUCCCCUCCUUGGGUAGAAGGGGAAACUGAGGCUAGAGAGCAGAGUCAUGCUCCCAGGAUGGGAAGGGCUCAGCCACCAGCAGUCUCAGAAUCUCAGCUGUGGCAGUGGCUGCCGGGCGUGGUGGCGGGUCAUGAUUUUCUCAGUCCGGGUGCAUUACAGGUCUGUAACCCUGCUCCCCACAGCCACCUUCAAUGCAUAAUGCAUAGUGUGCCCUGCCACAUUCUAGUCUCACCAAAAACACAGGGAGGGGUGCAGCUGGGUCCGGGGUGGCCAUCAGAUGCUGGGACUGGGGGACAUGCAUGGCUGGCUGCUAGGACCCCAGGGCCUGAGCUCUGAUCCCUGCCCCUCCUGCUGUCCCAUGGACCCCAGGGUCCUGGGCCUUGGGCAAGGCAGGGACGCGGUGACUCCUUUCCCUGAGGUUCAGGGACCACGAGAGGCUCAAAGGCUGGACAGUGACAAGGCUGAUCCCGCUGCUUCUCAGAGCAGGGACCAGACUCAGGGAGCCGAGGAUGCCCAGGGCUUCCCAUGUUCCUGUCCCACUCCUUCCCAGAGCCACCCACAAGUGAGGUAGCAAUCUACAGGGCACAUUCAAUGGGGGUGGGGUGCCAAGGGCUGCUAGGCAGGGCCCCCCAACCCCAAGGCCUCAGGUGAUACAGUUUGAGCCCAGACAGCUGCUGUGUCCAGUGUCCCCCAGAACCCUCUCUUCAGAGUGAGCAGGAAGCCCUCUGCCUCUGUCUGCUGGAGGCCAGGUGGGGACAGUCAGGGUUUAGCUCUGGUGGUGGAAUAAUAGCAAGACCCUGCCUCUGGCUCUACCUAGAGCCCCAUGCUCCCCUGGACAACUCAGAUUGCAGCUCUGCCAGCCCCAUAUCCCCUGAGUCUGUUUCCCCGUCUGUGGGUGGGACAUCUGUAUAGUUGGCCUCUCCUGUCACAGAGCACAGAGAUCCCAAGCCCCUAUCUUCUGAGGUCCCCAGCCCUGGUUCUGCACCAUGAAGGACUGGGAUGGGCAGUAAGGGAUCCCACGAUGGUCCAGCCCAGCCUGCCCAGCUACCUGACACCCAGCCCUCAAAUAUUAAUGUGACACCUCUGGUGGGGGCGGCAUCUUCAACGGCCCUGGGCCACACUCCCCCGCGCUGCACUCAGUGCCUGUGUGAGGUCCUCCUGGCACAGGUUCCGGGGGAGUGAGUUGCGCACGGCCAGGAGGCCAGACUUGCGGGCUGCGUCCCCUUUCCGUGGCCAGGUGGCCAAGGGUGCUGGGCGGUGUGUGCUCACCUGUGCUCUGGUGCCCAUCCUGAUGACGCCCCCACCACCGCCCUUCCCGCCCCCACCACUGUCGGCUGCAAAGCUCACCCUACAGGACGGCGCAAGAGGGGGCCCCAGGCAUGGGAGCCCCACACCAGCAACACUGAGCCCAGCAUGGCCCGGCCAGCCCAUCCUGAGGGAGCCGACAGCCUGCACCAUGCUCCCGAGUGUCCCCACUGAGGGGGCAGAGGUGGCUCUGGAAGAUAUCCCCAACAGCCUGGCUGCACUGCAGCUGGAAGGAUUGUCCUCGGGGGACCUGGAUGGACUGGUGCCCACGCGAGACGAGCAGGGCCGACCUAUCCCCGAGUGGAAGCGGCAGGUGAUGGUACGACAGCUGCAGGCCCGCCUGGGCGAGGAGGACAGCGCCACGGAGGCCCAGGAUGGUGGCAGCAGGAGUGCAGGCCCUGCAGAGCCGGCGCCCUGGCGGUAUUCGCAGAUACACCAGGCCAUCCUGGGCCCUUUUGGGGAGCUGCUGACGGAGGACGACCUGGUUUACCUGGAGAAGCAGAUUGCGGACCUGCAGCUGCGGCGUCGCUGCCAGGAGUACGAGAGCCAGCUGGGCCGGCUGGCAGCCGAGCUGCAGGCCCUGCUGCCCGAGCCACUGGUCAGCAUCACUGUCAACAGCCACUUCCUGCCCCGGGCACCUGGGCUGGAUGACCAGAGUGGCCCAGCACAGGCAGCUGAGCCUGAGGAUUCUUCAGAGGCCGGCAUGGCUGAGCCAGGCGGGCACCCGCUGCCUUUCUGGUGUGUCCACAUUGGCCGUGUGGUGCGCAGCCUGUCGCUGCUGCUGAAGGGUGUGAAUGGGCUGGCGCAGGGGGAGGAGCCUGCAGCUGCACCGGCUCCAAAGGACACCGGCAGGGAGGUCCCGGUAGGCCUGGCCCGCAGCGAGGCCCAGCGGGAGAUCCAGGGCUGGGGUGUGUCUGUGCAGACACUGCGUGGCCACUUCGAGUCAGUCCCCAACGCCUGCCCGUCCUGCGUCCCCAGCCCAAGCCUCUGUGCCCGCCCCGCACAGUGCACCGGAGGCUGCUGGCCGGCAGAGCCGCACCCCAGAGGUGGGCCGGCCGGGGGUGAGCCCGGGCCAGGAGAUGCAGAGGAGGCCAGCGACUCAGGCAUCAGCUGUGAGGAGGCCGCAACAGAGGCAGGCGUGCUGCCCAGGCCGGACAUAGCCAACCUGCGCAAGGAGCGCAUCGUCACGCUCUUCCUCGGCCACUGGAAGCGCUCGGCCUACACACCUGCGCUCAGGACGGCUGCCUGCAGGACCCUGGAGGCCCGGCGCGCCCAGCAGCAGGGACCCAAGCCCCCCAGCAGCCCACACCCGCCCUCCCCGACACCUGGCCCCAGCUCACGGCUCGGCCAUCUGUGGCAGCAGCGCAGCGCCAUAGCCCACCUGCUAGGCACAUGGAAGGCCAUCCUGGCGCAUGUGCCUACCCGGCAGCUGCGGCGGCUGAGCCGGCGGCCCCACGGGCCCCUCUCUCCCGAGCAGUUCCUGCCCCACGUGGACGGAGCACCCGUGCCCUACUGCAGCCUCUCCCUGGACCUCUUCAUGCUGGGCUACUUCCAGCUGCUGGAGUGUGAGCUGCCGCCGGAGGAGCGCAGGGCUCGGCAUCUGUUGUGCUUCGAGGUCUUUGAGCACCUGGGUGCGCACGGCUGGGAGGUGGUACGCGCCUUCCACAAGGCCGUGACUGACGAGGUGGCCGCUGGCCGCCGCGCCUGGACUGAUGGCUUUGAGGACAUAAAAGCCCGUUUCUUCGGCUCCAGCCAGGCUCCUGCCUGGGACACGGAGCCUGGCCGAAAGUCUGGGGUGACCCCGCUCGGGCCCUUGCCACGCCCCACUGUCCCCAACGCUGUCCCUGAGCCAGCAGCACAGCGGCCAGGUCCUAGCACCCAGCGGGGCAGCUUCAACAGCGAGGACAUCUGCGGCUACAUUGACCGCAGCUUUGCCUUCUGGAAGGGGAAGGAGGCAGAAAUGUUCCACCUCGGGGCCUGAGCGCGGCUGCCUCUAGGACAGUGGGACAGGCUGAGUGGGUCCUCCUUGCCCCUUCCCGUCCAGCUGGCGCGGAGGACCCGGCCCAGUACACGUCUCUGAGCUGAACUGUUUGGGAGCCCUCGGCCCCUGCGGUCACGCAGUCCUGCUGGCACCUCCCGACAAAGCACCCUCCACCUAAGCAAUUGGGACCAGGGUGCCAGCCUGCUCCCUGCUUCCUUCCACGGAGCUCGAGGGCAGGGCGUCCAUGCCAGUUCUGCGUCUUGCCACUCUGCUCCCCAGAUCGAGAUGGGGAGGAGCUGGAGUGAUGGGGCAGCCAGAGGCCGCCAUGCCACUGCCCAGGUGCGGGGGAGGCCCACGCCUCCACACAUAGCCCUACUGGAUCCCCAAGCAAAGGCUCCCUAUGUGGACCCCUAAGCAGCAGAGCCUUAAUCUGGGAAGCCCCAGAGGGCAGCAUGUGGCCACGUCAUGUGGGUGCCUAGGUGUGCCCCAGGCCACCCUUCUCCAUGGCAGAAGCACAGGGAGGGGACGGUUUUCUCCUCAGGGCCCAGGGAGCACAGACUUGAAGGAGCCAGGGCCUUGGGAGAGGCCUGAAGGCCAUGAGGUCCAGGGGUCUUGGAACAGAGCUGUGUGAUGCCCCUGGGCCUGGGGAGGAGAUGGCUUCAUGACCCUCCACACCACCACCACUGCAGACGUCACUCAGCUCAGGGCCAAGCAGACAUACGGUCAGGCCACUGUGGGGAGCCUGCAGCCCUGGAGCCCGUGGCAGGGCCCUAAGGAGCAUGAAUGUGGAGUGGCAACUGGUGGUCAGCUCCAGCAGGGCUGGGCAGGAAAGGGGCACUGACCUCAUGGCCACCGCUGGCCACUUGCUAUCCCUGGGCCCCAUCACGCCCCCACGGAGACCCUCGUUUCAGCUGAGCCUGAACCUGCAUUUGCUCAAUAAAUCUCCCGUCCUUGGCCA
Cavia porcellus (domestic guinea pig) is the source of this 4521-nucleotide messenger RNA. RefSeq names its product espin like (gene Espnl). Gene Ontology annotation, molecular function: actin filament binding. Gene Ontology annotation, biological process: actin filament bundle assembly. The record is from RefSeq and is a predicted model, not a curated record. NCBI's taxonomy places the organism in Eukaryota, Metazoa, Chordata, Mammalia, Rodentia, Caviidae. Gene Ontology annotation, cellular component: cytoplasm. The transcript has 5 exons. The coding region runs from base 1569 to 3563 and encodes 664 amino acids.